AUAACAUUUUAUUGUAUUAUUAUAAAUACAUUGAUGGGUGGAUCGAUAUAGUAAAUACAAGUUAUGUGUUUAGUAUUUCCAAUAUCUACAUCGGUUUCCCUGUGGCUACCGAUAGUUAUUUUCACAGUUUAAAUGUUUUGCCGCUCUUCGGUUAUAGCUGAUUAACCUGAACACAUUUUACGAGGAACCAGUGAAGGCCACACGGAAGAAAUAAAACUUAACUUUUCAGUCGAGCAGCACAAUUUGAAAAAGGUAUCGACUGCGGCACAGACCGAACUACUUAAAGUUCAUCCAGAGGAGAAACGUCGUCUUAUCCAUUUAUAAUCACCAUGGCCCAACAAAAGGCUUCGGAGAACAAGAGGGAACAGUUACGAAGAUACUUGGAGAAAACUGGAGUAGUUGACAGUCUUACAAGUGCUCUCGUUUGUUUAUAUGAAGAACCUGAACGGCCCACCGAUGCUCUGGAAUAUCUGAAGAAGCAUCUUAACGUCGGUGACCAGGCUUUAGGGGAGUUUGUGCAGCUGCAGCAGGAGGCCGUGGAGCUGAGACAGAGGUGUAAACGUCGGACAGAGGAAAAAAAGGAGCUAAAAGAAAAACUGCGGCGUUACCAGCCUGUGUCGCAGGGCGGAGCAGGGCCAGAGUAGACCUCAACAUCUCGAAUCACAACAUGAUUGAAUAGUUUAGGGUGAAGUGUGUAUGAUAAGAAUAGGUUUUUUUAUUAUUUUGUCUAUUUUGUCACCUUGUACCACCGCAUCUGGACACAAGUCCAGCAUCUGAGGAAGAAACUGAUUUUGUGAAUUAUUAGACGCUUACCACGAGAGGGAGCUCAAGUAACACUGUAGUUUAAGAACUGCUGGUCGAGUUAAUGUUACUACAAAGCUGCCUCAGUGUCACGGGUUUAUGUCCCAUCCAGGCCUGGAACACAUUUAAACUUUAUUUUUUAAGGCUUGUAAAUACUUAAAAUGUAAAAAAAAAACUCAGAAAUGUACAGAAGCUUCUUUGUUAAAUAAGUCACUUGUGUUGUGUGAGUUAUAGUGUGUACGCAUUCUAAAUAUAAAGUUCUUUACUGAACAACUA
Molecule: messenger RNA, 1077 nt
Organism: Cynoglossus semilaevis (tongue sole)
Lineage: Eukaryota; Metazoa; Chordata; Actinopteri; Pleuronectiformes; Cynoglossidae
Product: c-Myc-binding protein
Exons: 5
Coding region: 330-644 (104 amino acids)
Biological process (GO): regulation of DNA-templated transcription
Cellular component (GO): nucleus
Molecular function (GO): transcription coactivator activity
Source: RefSeq, a predicted model, not a curated record